Messenger RNA from Emiliania huxleyi CCMP1516, 621 nucleotides. RefSeq lists its product as hypothetical. The transcript has a single exon. The annotation marks the transcript as partial. The record is from RefSeq and is a predicted model, not a curated record. NCBI's taxonomy places the organism in Eukaryota, Haptophyta, Isochrysidales, Noelaerhabdaceae.
GAGGAGGACAAGGGAGACCGGUCCAGAGCCACGCCUCGCUCUUUGUACAUGCUUCUCCACCUCCUCACCGUGGCCUUCACUGCGCAAGACGGCCCUCCAAACGACUGUUUCUCCUGGUGCCUCCCGUCUCUCCUCGGGCCGACCGCGUCCGCCAUCCCGGGCGUGGCGCCGCCGGCGAGUGAUGAAGCAGCAAAGCGCAUCCUCGGCGCGUCAGCAAAGAGCAUAGGCGACGUCGGAGAGUACCUCGACUGCGUGCGCAUCACAAACGGCACGCACGAGCCUAUCGCUGCCUAUGCGCUGGCGCGCUUCUCGCUGCCGCUCGGCGGGGCCACCGCGUCGCCGACCGCCGGCGCCUCCCAGCAUUACGGCUGCUGCGUGCCAAAGGCGUGCGGCGCAGAAGAGCUCGAGCGAGGCUUUCGGGUCACUCUGCCGAGUAAGCUCAAAUCCGCCACCGAGACGGCCGCCAAGACCGGGGCCGCAUUGGACGCCAUCGCCGCAGCGAUCGACGGCCUCCCGCGCAACAGCAGCUUUUCGGCGGCGGCGGCGGCGCUGCGGCGCGACGCGGCCACAGCGAACCAGUCGCACAUGCCGCGGGCUGCCGCGGCGCUCUCCGCUGCCGCA